Molecule: messenger RNA, 6203 nt
Organism: Orcinus orca (killer whale)
Lineage: Eukaryota; Metazoa; Chordata; Mammalia; Artiodactyla; Delphinidae
Gene: TRIM35
Product: tripartite motif containing 35
Exons: 6
Coding region: 143-1624 (493 amino acids)
Biological process (GO): positive regulation of apoptotic process; innate immune response
Molecular function (GO): zinc ion binding; protein binding
Source: RefSeq, a predicted model, not a curated record
GCGCGAUUGGCCGGCACCGCUGUCGCUCAGUGCUCCGAGUGGAAGGGGCUGACCGCCGGCCUCCGCAGGGUCGCGGGAGCCGCGCGGCGGAUGGGAGGGGCUGGAGCGAAAGUUGCGGGCGCGGGAUCCGGUAUCCGGGGCAAUGGAAGCGGGGCCCGCCUUGUCCCCCGGGCCUUCCCGCUCCUUCAAGGAGGAGCUGCUCUGCGCCGUCUGCUACGACCCCUUCCGUGACGCCGUGACUCUGCGCUGCGGCCACAACUUCUGCCGCGGGUGCGUGACCCGCUGCUGGGAGGUGCAGGUGGCACCCACCUGCCCGGUGUGCAAGGACCGCGCGGCCCCCGCCGACCUGCGCACCAACCACACCCUCAAUAACCUCGUGGAGAAGCUGCUGCGCGAGGAGGCCGAGGGCGCGCGCUGGACCGGCCACCGCUCUCCGCGCCUCUGCCGCCUUCACCGCGGCCAGUUCAACCUCUUCUGUCUUGACGACAAGGAGCUGCUGUGCUGCUCGUGCCAGACCGACCCCCGGCACCAGGGGCACCGCGUGCAGCCGGUGAAGGACACUGCCCACGACUUUCGGGCCAAGUGCAGGAACAUGGAACACGCGCUGCGGGAGAAAGCCAAGGCCUUCUGGGCCAUGCGGCGCUCCUACGAGGCCAUCGCCAAGCACAAUCAGGUGGAGGCUUCCUGGCUGGAAGGGCGAAUCCGGCAGGAGUUUGACAAGCUUCGAGAGUUCUUGAGAGUGGAGGAGCAGGCCAUCCUGGAUGCCAUGGCCGAGGAGGCCAGGCAGAAGCAGCUUCUGGCCGAGGAGAAGAUGAAGCGGCUGGCGGAAGACACGGAGGCCCUGGCCCAUGAGAUUGAGCGGCUGCAGAUGGAGAUGAAGGAGGAUGACGUUUCCUUUCUCAUGAAACACAAGAGCCGAAAACGCCGCCUCUUCUGCACGAUGGAGCCAGAGCCUGUCCAGCCUGGUAUGCUCAUCGACGUUUGCAAGUACCUGGACUCCCUGCAGUACCGAGUCUGGAGGAAGAUGCUCGUGUGUGUCGAAUCUGUGCCUUUCAGCUUUGAUCCCAACACUGCGGCUGGCUGGCUGUCCGUGUCAGACGACCUCACCAGUGUCACCAACCACGGCUACCGGGUCCAGGUCGAGAAUCCGGAGCGCUUCUCAUCAGCACCCUGCCUGCUGGGCUCCUGCGUCUUGUCGCAGGGCUCGCAUGCCUGGGAGGUGGACCUGGGGGCACUGCCGAGCUGGCGCGUGGGCGUGGUGCGGAUGCGCCAGGACGCGGGCGCCGAGGGCCACUCGCACAGCUGCUACCACGACACGCGCUCGGGCUUCUGGUACGUGUGCCGCACACAGGGCGUGGACGGCGACCACUGCGUGACCUCGGACCCCGCCACAUCGCCCCUGGUCCCCGCCAUCCCGCGCCGCCUGCGCGUGGAGUUGGAGUGCGAGGAGGGUGAGCUGUCCUUCUACGACGCGGAGCGCCACUGCCACCUGUACACCUUCCACGCCCGCUUCGGGGAGGUACGGCCCUACUUCUACCUGGGCGGCUCGCGGGGGGACGGGCCCCCCGAGCCGCUGCGCAUCUGCCCCCUGCGCAUCACCGUCAAGGAGGAGCUGGAUGGCUGAAGCCUGCCCUGCCUGAUAUCGCCGGGUCUCGCGCCCCGGUCCCGUUUUCUUUCUGUCUCUUCCCAAAGGCACACUUGCCUUGGUACCUCUCUGCCUCCCGCCUUCUUGCCAGGAUCUUCCUACUGGCCAUCCUGUCCUUUUCUGUGUCUCCAGGCCAUGUACCUCCUCCCUCAUUUUUGGUCCCUUCUCUACCCACCUUUGAAAGUUAUCCAGGAGACACCUCCCUGAUUAGGCUUUUUCCAAAGUUGUGGCAUCCUCUGGAUGUGAAUUUUCUGAUUCACAUUCUAAGAUUGCUGGGCAUAAUGUUUGCUUCUAAGAAUGGGUCUGUUUAAAAAUGUAAGUUUCAUCAUUUUCCAAGAGUGGUGAGGCCAGCAGACUGGAAGAGGACUGCUGUUGAGAAGAGUUUGUUACUCACAGUCUCCAGGAGGAGGACCCUGCCAUGGUGGGGGUGGGGUGGGGUUUGGGAAGCACCAGGGUCCUUAGGAGGCAAGGGGCGUGAGGGGAAAGCUUGGGUGGGAGACUUAUUGUGCUUUUCAAGGGAAGGAACAGGCCAGGCAGGGUAAGUGGGUUUAUGAUUGGCAAGUUGGAAUACUUUUGACCAGCGCUAGGGCGCAGGGGCUGCCCCUAGGGAUGAUUAGGACAGGGGGAUAUUGGCCUGGAGUGGAGGAGCCCUGUGAGAGCCUGAUACAGGAGGUGGUUGGGGGGUAUAGCUCUGCGUGUAGAAGGUUGGCUGCAUUUGAAAGGCGUGCUCAUAGGGGAGUUGUUUGCUGUAUCUAGGAAUUUGCUAGCCGGAGAAGCCCCAGAUGCCAAAGUGUCAAGAUUACAGAAAAGAAGAAAAUACAGUUAAUACAGGACCAUUGCCAUGGCUUUGGGGAGGACCCAUGGCUAGGCUUGUCUGUCACUUUAUACCAGUAUUUAAAACUGCUCCAGGGGCCUCCCUGGGGCCCUUCAGGGUGGGGUUGCGGUCAAGGCUGCCCAUCAGCUCGGCUCUGAUUUAUUGAUUUACACUUCUUGGAUGAUUUCCUGUGAACAGAGUUUCCAGAGCACUUAAAAACACACAAUUUAAAAACCAUGGUUUAGACUCGUUCCCUCUUUGGGCCUCACUUUCCUCAUCUGCAAUGAGAUUGUAGGCCUGGAAGGUGGUGCCCUUCUGUAAUUGUGUGCAGCAUCUUCCUCUGAUUCUUCUCACAAAGGUACAGAAGGGAGGGAAAGAGGGGCCCUUUCAGUUAGGAAGGAAGGAAGGGGACGCGGUCCAGGGGAAGUACAAGGAGGGAGGGAGCUCCAGGGCUCUUGUCUUUGCUGACCUCAGCCUGCUCGUUCUUGUUCUCCUGGCUUUUGUGUUCUCAUCCUGAUUUCUUCUCCCUCUGCCAUGCCUACAGACUCCUACCUCCACCUUUUCUUCCUCAUACCUGCCUGCAGAGAGUUUUUAAUUGUCAACUCACUGUGUCCUGGGACAGUACUGUAAAAGGAAAUGUUUUCCCACUGGAGCAGUGUUCUAAUGGGGCGCUUUCCUGACCAAGGGCUCACAAACUUUCUCCUGCUUGUGUCCCCUGGUUCACAGAAAUGGACAUUUUAAGCAGAAAUGAUGACUCAAAACUAAAUAUUGGUUAUAAAUGGGAUGUGUACAUCAUUGGCAGCCAUGGGGAGGGACGUGGUAGGAUAUGCCACUGAGUGAAGGAAGAGCAGGCGUGGGCGAGGGGGUGAGGAUGUUGGCAAACAGGUAUGAGCUGAGCAGGGCCCUGCUAAAGGCUCUCAGACUCAGCAAAGCUCAAGGCACUUUGCAGCCAACACAUCUGAGUCCUGUGUGCACUUUCUACCAUAAAGUAUUUAUCUAGCCCAUCAAAUAUAAUUUCUACAUAAUAAUCUUGACCUGAAAUUAUUUUGUUAGUUGUAAUAAACUUAUAAAAAAUGUUUUUCCUUUCCACCUUAGGUGUUGGAAGAGGUUUUCUUAGAGGAUAAUUUGCAUAGCCUAGGGCCCUUUUUACCAAAAUGAAAAAUGAUAUUUGAGCUAAAGCCCACUUUGUCUUUUGACAUUUUCCUUUCAGUGUCAUUGUAAACAAAAGUUCAUUCACCUUGUAUUCCACCUUUUUUGUUUUUAUUAUUGGAUAAUCUAUUGUAUGGAUAUUCUACAUUUUAUUUAUUCUUCAGUUGGUGGAAACAUUUCGAUUGUUUCCACUUUUUGCCGUUAUGAAUAACGCUACUGUGAACACUUGAGUACAAGAUUUUGUGUGGACAUAGGUUUUUCGUUCUCUUGGGUAUGUAUCUAGGUGUAGACUUGCUGGAUCAUGUGGUAACUCUGUUUAACCUUCUGAGGGACUGCCAGGGACUUCCCAGUGUGGCUGCACUAUUUUAUAGUCUUACCAGCAGGGUAUGGGGGUUCCAAUUGCUCUGUAUUCUCAUCAACACUUGUUAUUGUCUGUAUUUUAACUUAGCCAUCCUAGGGGUGUGAAGUGGUAUCUCAUUGUAGUUUUGACUUGGAUUUCCCUGAUGCUUAAUGGUAUCAAGCCUCUUUUCAUGUGCUUAUUCUCCAUUUGUUUAUCUUCUUAGGAGAACUGACUUCAGAUCCUUUGCCCAUUUUUAACUGAGCUUUUUGUCUUUUUACUGUUGAGUUGCAAGACUUCUUUAUAUACUUUCUAGAUACAAGUCCCUUAUCACAUACAUGAUUUGCAAAAAUUUUCUGCCACUCUGUGGGCUGUCUUUUCACUUGCUGGAAGAUGUCCUUUGAAACACAAAAGUUUUAAUUUUGAUGAUGUCCAGUUUAUUUUUCCUUUCGUUGCUUGUGUAUCCUAGAUCUCUUACCUUUGACACUGCCCUUAAGCUCAGAGACUCCAGAUUCUGGAUUUUGGCUCCGGCUUGGGCAUUUGUCCUGCUGACAAGGAGCCCUAGUCCAAGAGCCCGUUCCUUCUUCCCUUGAGCCCUCCUACUGCCGCCUCCCUCUCUCACUAGCCCCCAUUUCACUCUCCUGCUCAAUGUGACAUCCAGGCUGGAGGUUGACUUAAUGAUUCAUGAGCUACCUGAGCCUUUUGAGCCUCUGCUCCCUCAUCUAAAUGAGGAUUAGGAUACCUACCUCAGGCUGUUGUGGGGAUUUUGGUGUAUAAAUGCCAUGUGGUAUAUCCUAAACAUAGUAUAGAUGUAAUACCUGUUGGCUAAUUCUUCAGAAAAUGGGAGGUUUUGAAUGUUGACCUUACGAAUCAUGUUAAUGAAAAAUCCCAAAGGAACCUGAGAAAUGUAAGUUAUCCAAUAUUGGGAGCGCUCAGAUUCCUUGAGACUUUUAACAAGAUUGUAUACACAAAACUUACGUUUAUGACAAAUUUCAGUAACAUGGGAAAAUGGUUAUGUUGUGAUGACCGAGAAGACUAGGAUUUAUAUGUAUAGACAUGCAACACACACAGAAAGACCAUUUGUCUCUAAUUUGUGUGUGUUGUUUGAUUAGAUCAUCCAUUUAUGUGGCUGUAAAAUCCAAAGGUACAAAAGGUUCUAGAACAGUCUCCCACUUCUGCCCAAACACUCAGCUCCCUUCCUUGUGGGCAGUCAUUACCAUUAAAAAAUCCUUCCAGAGAGAUUUUAUGUACAGCAAUACCCUUGUUUUAUGAGUAUAUUCUGGUUUCCCCAAUACACUGUAAUUUAAAAGCAGAUACUCUAGAUCUGUAUCUCUAAGCAACCCAACAAGAGGAGAACACUCAAAAUAAAGGAUGUUAUUCAAAUAAUUUCCUCCCCUCCAGGGGGAGGUUUGUUAUGGAUGUUUUCAUGCAGUCAGUUCACUGGUGGAUUCAGCUUUUCAUUGUUUACUUCACCCUAGGGUUUUAAAACAGGGAAAAACAAAGUGGAAUUUAGUUGCUCCUGACAUUGGAAGACAAAACUUACACUUGAGACCUCAACAUAUGUUUUUAAAAUCUCAAUCCUCACCAAGGUGUCCAGUGACCUACAUAGCUAGUGGUUAAGAGGCUGGGCUAUGGGAUGGGCAGCCUGGAUUCAAACUCUGCCUCAGCCACUGUGUCACCUUGGGAGAGUUAUUUAACUUCUCAGUGCCUUAGUUUCAUCAUGUGAAAGGAUGAAGAUAAUAUCUUAAGAUUAAUGGAGAUAAUAACCUACUUCAUAAGGUGGUUAUGAGAUUAAGUGAGCAAAUGUGUAAAGCACUUAGGAUAGGGUCUGGCAUAUACUUUGCUGUUGAUAGUUUACCGUUGUUUCCCCUGGCUCUGCUACUCCAUAGCUCUGUGGCUUCAGAUAAAGCCAUUCGACUUCUCUUCUGUAAACGGGGAAACGAAGACACGGGCAUGAUUUUUUCAAGGUCUUUUCCAGUUCUAAUGUCCUGUGAUUCAUAAUUUGUGUCCCUAGCAAAGGCUGGGAUCCUGCACGCAGUAGGGGCUGCUGAUUUAGGGUGCUGCUGUCGACCAGUAUCCAAGACCCUGCAAGUGGUACCAGAAGGCUUGCCUCAUGUUUGAGUCUGGAGAAAAAGAAAACGAAUGAGUCGUAAUGUGUGAAGGAUAGAAAAGUUAUUCCGGAGAGCAGCAGGUCUUGAAACUUUGUUCCUAAGAUUAGUAAUCAAUCAUGCACAAUAAAAUUGUACUGUCAUGUUCCA